AUGCACGUAGUAUCGCGCCCUUUCAUCCCCUCCUUGAGAAAGAAUUGUUCCGACGAUGCCGUAAUUGUGGUAGUGGCCGAGUCGGAGGCGACUCGAGGCCGCGUGCGAGAUGGGAUCGGGAGCCGCGAUGCAGCCGUGCGUGAAGGGCGGGAGAUGCGUGGGUACGAUGCUCCACCCACCGCCGCCACACCUGCUCUCACCGCCGCCACACCUGCUCUCACCGCCGUGCACCUGCGUUCACCGCUGCGCACCAGAGUAACAGAUGCGUCAUGCUGCUCCCCUGCUGCUCUGACCGCAUUCCCUUGUGUAUCAUCACAGCCAUACCAAUUGUCCGUCUCCAGCUUGCCAUACCCCAUGGCUCAUGUGGUAAGCGUGAGUGCUCUGCUGGUUCCUCUCGUCCUCGCUGCUCCCACUGCUUCUCUCAUCAACCCAUUCCAAAGCCAUUUACACCGCACCACCACUGGCAUCGUGGACCCGCCAGGUGUUACCGGGGGACUGCAGGCCGACCAUCCUCUCAUGCUGCCUGCAACUAAAUUCCACUCGUAUCUGCACUCCCUUGGUGUGAACGGCUCUGCUGUGUGCCGUGAUGCCACCCGCCUUCCUCAGCUUCAGCCCCCCGGAAUGCCUUUUUCCUCCCAACAUGCCGACACCCUCACCACGCCCUUCCACCUCCUUAGCACUCUGUGGGAGAAGUAUGCUGAUGGUUACUUCAGUGACGGGUUCUAUGAGAUGAACUUGGUCGCGAUGAAGGGCAUAGAUGAGUUCUAUGAGGACCGAGAGUAUCCUGAGCUGGGAGAAUUGGAGGAGUUAUCGAAUGAGGCUGAUAAGAGCGAGGACACGGAUGAUACGGGAGCAAGUGUGGAGGCAGCAGAGAAGCAGGAAGAGGAGAUAGUCACCAUGGAGGCAGCAGCAGUGAAUGGUGGAGAUGGAGAUGGUGUCAACACUUUUGCAGCAGCGAUCGUGGUUGAAGAUGAAGCAGUAAAUGCGAAGUGUGUGGGAGUCGCUGUGAAAGGGGACAUCAUGGUGAAAGGAUCAAAGGCGAAUGCAACUGCAAAGGGGCGAGUGCUUUCAAAGGAGGAACACGUUGAGGGGUAUGAGACUCGAGAGGUGUUGAGUGUUGAGAUGCCGAGGAGAAGCGAGAGGCUCAAGAAAAUGUUUCAUGGAUUGGAUGUCAAGGCGCUCAACUUCAAGACACGUAAGGAGAGGUUCAAGGUGCAGGAGCUGCAGGGGAGUGUGAAGGCGACUUAG
Closterium sp. Naga37s-1 is the source of this 1248-nucleotide messenger RNA. Lineage: Eukaryota; Viridiplantae; Streptophyta; Zygnematophyceae; Desmidiales; Closteriaceae. The record is from the annotation of a GenBank genome assembly.